Messenger RNA from Coffea eugenioides, 3471 nucleotides. Its product is annotated as probable LRR receptor-like serine/threonine-protein kinase At3g47570. The record is from RefSeq and is a predicted model, not a curated record. NCBI's taxonomy places the organism in Eukaryota, Viridiplantae, Streptophyta, Magnoliopsida, Gentianales, Rubiaceae. The transcript is spliced from 3 exons. Gene Ontology annotation, molecular function: protein binding; ATP binding; protein kinase activity. Bases 36 to 3302 code for a protein of 1088 amino acids. Gene Ontology annotation, biological process: protein phosphorylation.
CGAGUCAAAAAUCUAUUUUGAACUAAAAUUUGGGGAUGGAUAGAGCUUUCAUCCUUUAUUCUGUUUUGUUCUUGUCUCUUCACUAUGCUACUACAUCUGCAUUAUCAAACAAUUCUGAUCACUCUGCGCUUCUUGAGUUUAAGUCGCAUAUUUCAUUUAGCUCUGAAAAUGUUUUCCUUGAGAAGAACUGGUCUGCAUCGUCCUCCGUCUGCAGCUGGAUGGGAAUCACUUGCAAUCCACGCCACAAUAGAGUUGCAGCCUUAAACAUUUCUGGCUUGGGCCUAGAUGGUGUCAUCCCUCCGCACAUAGGAAAUCUCUCUUUCCUCAUUUCCCUCGAUCUUAGUGACAACAGUUUCCAUGGUAAUCUGCCCAAAGAGCUAGCUCAGUUGCGCAGAUUGAGGCUACUUGAUUUAAGGCAGAAUAAUUUCACUGGGCCGAUUCCAACAACUUUUGGUUCCUUGGCCAAACUCCAUUUCUUGUACCUAUCUUACAACCAACUUUCAGGUGGGAUUCCAUCCUCACUUUCCAAUAUAUCCAGAUUAGAGAAGCUAGAUUUGCGGAUGAAUUUCCUACAGGGGAGCAUUCCAGAAGAAUUAGGUGAUCUUCGUUACUUGACAUCGUUAGUCCUGGAAAUUAACCAGCUUACAGGUCCAAUACCAGCUAGUAUCUUCAAUAUGAGGUCGCUGGAAUUCAUUGCUUUUACAAACAAUAAACUGUCUGGUAGUCUUCCGACAGAUAUCUGCUCCAACCUUCCUAAGCUCAAAGGGCUUUAUCUUUCCAUUGGUGAGCUAGUUGGCCGAAUUCCUCCAAGUAUAGGGAAAUGUUCACAGCUUCAAGUUUUGUCCUUGACGGCUAAUAGACUUAGUGGAACCAUACCAAGAGAAAUUGGGAACUUAACUCAGCUUCAACAGUUGUUUCUUGGUGGUCCUGGAUUCGAAGGUUCAAUACCAAAUGAGAUUGGUAAUCUUCAGAGAUUGGCAGUGUUUGGAUUAGAUUCGGGCAGAUUAAGUGGCUCUAUUCCUGCAAGCAUUUUUAACAUUUCAACACUCCGAAUCUUUACAUGUGUGGAGAAUCUUCUAAGUGGUAACCUUCCCUCAACAAUGGGCAAAGGGAUGCCAAAUCUUGAAGAAAUCUACAUUGGAACCAAUAACCUCAGUGGAAAUAUACCUGCUUCAAUCUCAAAUGCUUCCAAGCUCACUGUUUUAGACCUUUCUCAUAACAAUUUCAAUGGUCCUAUACCCAGUUCAGUUGCAAAUUUAGUAUCCCUAAGCAUCCUGAACCUAGCAGUUAACAGUUUGGUACUUGAAUCUUCAUCUUCAUUAUCUAAAUUCCUCACUUCUUUGACAAAUAGCAGAAACCUUAAAGAACUUUCAGUUUCUGGUAAUCCUUUAGGUGGUACAAUUCCAGCUUCCGUUGCUAAUUUCUCAAACUCUCUCCAGAGUUUUUCAGCACGUAGGUGCAAUAUCAGUGGCAAGAUUCCAGAAGAAAUAGGCAACCUCAGUAGUCUUGCCCUGAUAAACCUAUCUGAAAAUGACUUGACUGGAUUCAUUCCAACAACAGUUGAUGGUUUACAGAGCCUUCAACGGUUGUAUCUGGACAGCAACAAAGUAAGUGGAUCACUCCCAAACAAUAUAUGCAACUUACCAAAACUUGGUGAAAUGGAACUGAGCAGAAAUCAAAUCUCAGGUUCCGUCCCUUCCUGCAUAGGUUACCUCACUUCUAUGCAGAAUCUGUUUCUAUCUUCCAACAAUUUCAGCUCCAAUUUACCUCCAAGCUUAUGGACCAUGAAAAAUCUUCUGAGGUUUGAGGCAUUUUCAAAUUCACUUAGUGGCCUUCUACCUCCUGAACUAGGAAAUCUAAAGGCUAUAACACUGAUUGAUUUGUCGCGUAAUAAUUUUUCAGGAAAUAUUCCAAGCUCUGUUGACGGUCUGGAAAACUUGAUUGACCUUUCCUUAUCUCAUAAUGCUCUAGAAGGGCCUAUUCCAGAUUCAUUUGGCAAAUUGAUAAGCUUGGAAGCACUAGAUUUGUCUCAUAAUAGGCUAAGUGGAGUGAUUCCCCAGUCGCUAGAGUCUCUGGUGUACCUCAAACAAUUUAACGUCUCCUUCAACCAACUAAGUGGACAAAUUCCCAACAGUGGCCCUUUCCUGAACUUCUCAGAGCAAUCCUUUAUGUCUAAUGCUGCACUAUGUGGUGAUCCUCGAUUUCAAGUGCUCCCAUGCCCCAUAACUAAUUCUCCCCACAGAAGAAAGAAAAGAUCACUUCUACUCCUUUACAUUCUUCUUGGGAUGUCAUCACUAAUUCUUGCAUCAGCUCUUGGAUUUGUAUUCAUAAGAUGGCGAAAGAAAAAGGAAGUUACAGUUCAAACUGAUCCAUCACCUGUGGUAACAUAUGAAAGGAUUUCAUAUGAGGAGCUGGAAAAUGCAACUAAUGGAUUCAGUGAAAGCAACCUGCUUGGUGUUGGGAGCUACAGCUCUGUCUAUGAAGGCAUACUCCCCGGUGGCACUCUCGUGGCAGUGAAAGUGUUUAACUCAAAAUUUACUGGAGGAUUGAAAAGUUUUGAUACAGAAUGUGAAGUACUUCGUAAUGUUCGUCACCGGAAUCUAACAAAAAUCAUCACUACUUGCUCCAACAUGGCCAUGGACUUCAGAGCCUUAGUACUGGAGCACAUGCCUAAUGGCAGCCUCGAGAAAUGGUUGUAUUCUCACAACUACUUUCUAGACAUCCUGCAGAGGCUAGAUAUAAUGGUGGAUGUGGCAUAUGCAUUGGAUUAUCUCCAUACCGGUUAUACUGCAACAGUGGUGCAUUGUGAUGUGAAACCUAGCAACGUCUUGCUUGAUGAAAAUAUGGUCGGACAUCUCUGUGAUUUUGGCAUUGCGAAAUUACUAGGUGUAGGAGGAGUUGCAGAGACAAAAACCCUGGCGACAAUUGGUUAUAUUGCACCAGAGUUUGGAUCGGAAGGAGUAGUUACCACAAAGUGUGAUGUUUAUAGCUAUGGCAUUAUGUUGAUGGAAACUUUCACCAGAAGGAGACCUACUGAUGAUAUUUUCUCUGGAGACAUGACUCUCAGGCAUUGGAUUAAGUCAUCAUUUCCAAGUGCAAUUAUGCAGAUUGCAGACUCUAAUUUGCUAAAACCAGAGGAAAAAUAUCUUGAUGCAAAGGAGGAAUGUUUGUCAUCUAUCAUGGAGCUAGCAUUGGACUGUACAGCAACAUCACUUGAUGCAAGAAUUGACAUGCAAGAUGUUCUUUCAGAACUCAAAAAAGUCAGAAUCCAGUUUCUAAGAGGCUGUGGCGGGAGUUGUUGAAUUCUAUGCAGUAAGAGACAAUUUUGACAUCCACAUAUAUUAUUUGUAUAACAGGAAUGGGGCCUCACAAGUUCCAUUUGAAACAAAUUUGCCAUGUAGCAAAUGAGUAGAAAUAGGGUGUAAAUAAGUUAUAAGUAGAAUACAGGGAAAGUAUAAAUGAAAGGUUUCA